AAAACAGUCACUACUUCCGUAUCGUCGUUGUGUUCAGUUGUGAUUGGAAGUGGAGUUAGGUGAAGUGUCCUCACAGCAAUGGAAACAUAAGGACUCAUUUUUAACAUUUUAACCUUCUGAAUAAUAUCGUAAGCCCGUAAUUUGGUACAUAUAUUUGGACACACCAGGAAGUUAGAGCACAGGCUGUGUGUCAAAAAGCAAAAGAAAGGAGAAAGCCAGCUAGUUUCUGAGCUAGCCCCUGCAGGUGGUCUGUCUGUCAGUGGGUGUAGGGUAGGUAACCUGAUGGAAAAUGGAUUUCCUCUGUGAAAUAGUUCAAGCCCUCGUCGCACUGGCAGCUGUAGUUUUCGUCGUGUUGCUCGUAAUAGCACACUUAACCGCAGGGAUGGUGGACCUGACACGCCAUGAGAAGGAGAAAUACUUUCUCACCGCCACUGGAGAGAAGCGGCUCUUCCCCAGUCUGCAUGAUCCCCAUUCCAGGGAGCUCUCUGUGGUGGUCCCGGCCUACAACGAGGAGCUCCGAUUACCAGCGAUGAUGGAUGAAGCUAUGGAGUACUUGGAAAACAGGCAGAAACAAAACCCCUCUUUUACCUAUGAGGUCAUCGUGGUGGAUGAUGGCAGCAAAGACAAAACCACAGAGGUUGCUUUGCGGUACACUACGAAGUACAGUGCUGAUAAAGUGCGCGUCCUGACGCUGGUGAAGAACAGAGGGAAAGGAGGAGCUGUGCGGAUGGGAACUCUGAGCUCCAGAGGGAAAGUCAUUCUGAUGGCAGAUGCUGAUGGAGCCACAAAGUUUUCUGACAUUGAGAAAGUGGAGGCUGGACUCAAUGACCUCAACCCCAAACCGGAGAACAUGGCAAUUUCAUGUGGAUCCAGAGCUCACCUAGAGAAAGACUCUGUAGCUCAGCGGUCUUUGUUUCGGACGUUCCUUAUGUAUGGCUUCCACUUCCUGGUGUGGUUCUUUUGCGUGAAGGGGAUCAAGGACACUCAGUGUGGCUUCAAGCUUUUCACACGUGAGGCUGCACUCAAGACCUUCUCCUCUCUCCAUGUAGAGCGAUGGGCUUUUGAUGUGGAGCUCCUGUAUAUUGCCCAGUGUUUUAAAAUCCCCAUAGCUGAGGUGGCAGUCAACUGGACUGAAAUAGAAGGGUCCAAGCUGGUACCAUUUUGGAGCUGGCUGCAGAUGGGACGAGACCUGGUUUUCAUUCGCCUGCGCUACAUCACCGGAGCCUGGAAACUGCAGUCGUCGCAUAAGACUGAUUAGCCAAUCAGACGAGCCCUUGUAUCAUAGAGACGGCCUAUGAUACGGCCACCAAGCCUUUGGGUGGUUUGGGGGGGGGGAAGCGUUACAGCUGUGUCCAUCAUUCACUGUAAUCAGAAGCAAAGCACGGUGUAUCAAUACUUCUCCUUUCCAGGCAUCACUGGAUGUGAAGUAAUGACACAGUUGUGGUUUCCUCCUGGAUCCUGCCUUUAUUUUUAUUUGAUUACUGUUUGUUAUGGCUUAUGUUAAAAAAAAAAAAAUCUGUUGCCAUGGGUUACAGAACAUCUCUGUGGCUCGUCCUUGAACUAAGUUACAUCAUGUUGUGCCCAGUCAGCCGCGAGAAGGACUUUUAGUGGUGUUAUGUGGAGGACUAAUUUUAUUUUGUAGGGUUGAUGGGCUUAAUGACAUGAACAAGAAUAAUAAAAAAGUCAGUGAUUUAUGACUCGAUAAUUGUUAGUAACUAAAGCUGCAACAAUAGGUUGAGCUACAGAACUGUAACUGACAACUGUUGUUAAUUCAAAAAAAUAUGAGCAUUUGAUUGAUUUUGAA
Molecule: messenger RNA, 1804 nt
Organism: Haplochromis burtoni (Burton's mouthbrooder)
Lineage: Eukaryota; Metazoa; Chordata; Actinopteri; Cichliformes; Cichlidae
Gene: alg5
Product: ALG5 dolichyl-phosphate beta-glucosyltransferase
Exons: 10
Coding region: 290-1258 (322 amino acids)
Cellular component (GO): endoplasmic reticulum membrane
Source: RefSeq, a predicted model, not a curated record